AUGCGUGUCCAAUCUCUCGCUCUCUUGGCCGGUGCCACUGCCGCUAUCGCUGCCGAGACAGUCACUCUUUUCCUACCCGGGUUCGACCAGCAACAAAUCGAGGGCAAGGUCAUUGGAACUAGCGGUUCCAUGACCAAAUAUUUUAUCAAAUGUCCUGCCGACGUUGAUUCCGACGACUGCGGCCUUCCCCCCGCUGGCAUGACCGUGAACCAAGGCUCUUCAACCGUCAGCUUGUCAUACGGCAUGGAUAAUAUCACUAUCGCUGAAAGCUGCAAGUAUGAUGCCACAAGCGCCAAGUGCGGCGCAACCUUUGACGAGCAUGGCACGACCUCCACGUGGAACUCAGCCAUCGCUAUCACAGAUAUUCCCGGUGGCGCAUUGAUGCCUGUCACGAUCACCGCAACUGGAACUGAUAGCGGUUCUGCCACCACUGGUGCAUCCGUCUCGGCUUCUACCGCUGCUUCGACUACAUCGGCUUCUACUUCCGAUAGCACCGCUACUGGUACUAGCACUGGCACUGCCGCUGCUGCUGGCACUUCCUCGGAUAGCAGCAGCGCUGCUGCCACCAGUCAUACUGAGUCUGGUAACGCUGCUAUGCCCAUGAUUACUGGAAACGCGCGCUGGGCUGCCGGUGGUGUUGCUGCUGCACUGGCCCUUGUCGCUCUCUGA
Molecule: messenger RNA, 669 nt
Organism: Penicillium expansum
Lineage: Eukaryota; Fungi; Ascomycota; Eurotiomycetes; Eurotiales; Aspergillaceae
Exons: 3
Coding region: 1-669 (222 amino acids)
Source: RefSeq, a predicted model, not a curated record